AUGACUAAGAGGUUAUCGGCUCUCCCGUCACCCAUCCUGCUCUGUGCCCGGGAGGCUGCCCAUGUGGAGGGCAGCAGCAGGAGUUUAGGAGCAGGAAAGAGCGAGGAGGGCGCCCUGGGGGAGGUUGCUAGACCUCGGGGCCAGACUCUGGAGACCAGCCAGAGGCUCCCGCUCUGGACUCCAUCCCCCCAGAGGGCAUCUGUGGAGUCUGUCCUCCACCAGGGGCUCAGUCUCUGCCUCUGGUGCAAGGCCCUCAGGCUGGGCCUCACCAAAGGGUCCAGUGAGCACGGAUGUCCUGGGCAAUUCCGGAACACAGCCUGGACCAGGUGCACGGAGGCCCGCGCUGCCGCCGCCCGGGAGGUGCUCCUGGCUGCGCUUGAAGACCUAAGCCAGGAGCGGUUGAAGCGCUUCCGCCACAAGCUGCGGGACGCGCCGCUGCACGGCCGCCGCAAACCGUGGGGGCGGCUGGAGGGCACGGACGCCGUGGACCUCGCGGAGCACCUGAUCCAUUUCGACGGGCCGGAGCGCGCGCUGGACGCGGCGCGAAAGACCCUGAAGAGGGCGGGCGUGCGUGAUGUGGCGACGCUGCUCAAGGAGCAGCGGCUGCGGAAGUACAAGAAGAAAUACCGAGAGCACGUGCUGCGGCAGCACGCCAAGGUGAAGGAGAGGGACGCUCGCUCCGUGAAGAUGAGCGAGCGCUUCACCAAACUGCUCAUCGCGCCCGAUAGCGCUGCCCUGGAGCACGAGGCUCCGGGGCCCGCGGAAGAGCCGGAGCCGAAGCGCGCUCGGCGAUCCGACACCCACACCUUCAACCGCCUGCUCGGCCACGACGGGGAGGGCCAGGGACCGCCGACCGUGGUGCUGCAGGGCCCGGCGGGCAUCGGCAAGACCAUGGCGGCCAGGAAAAUCCUGUACGACUGGGCGGCGGGCAAGGUGUACCACGGCCAGGUGGACUUCGCCUUCUUUGUGUCUUGCCGCGAGAUGCUGGAGCGACCGCGCACGUGCAGCCUGGCCGACCUGACCCUGGACCAGUAUCCCGACCGCAACGCGCCGGUGCGGCAGAUGCUAGCGCAGUCCACGCGGCUGCUGUCCAUUCUGGACGGCGUGAACGAAUUGCCGGCGCCAGGGCCCGCCGAGGCCGCGCCCUGCACAGACCCCCUUGAGGCCGCGAGCGGCGCGCGGAUGCUGGGCGGCCUGCCGAGCAAGGCGCUGCUGCCCACGGCCCGCGUGCUGGUGACCGCGCGCGCCGCCGCCCCCGGGAGGCUGCAGAGCCGCCUGUGCUCCCCGCAGCGCGCCGAGGUGCGCGGCCCCUCCGACAAGGACAAGAAGAAGUACUUCUACAGGUUCUUCCAGGACGAGUGGAGGGCGGAGCGUGCCUGCCGCUGCGCGAAGGAGAAUGAGACGCUGUUCUCGCUGUGCUUCGCCGUGUGCUGGACCGUGUGCCCCGUUCUGCGCCAGCUGCCAGGUCCUGACCUGUCGCGCACCUCCAAGACCACCACGUCCGUGUACCCGCUUUUCAUCGGCAGCGUCCUGAGCUCGGCGCCCGCGGCCGACCGACCCCGCCUGCAGGAAGAGCUGCACAAGCUGUGCCGCCUGGCCUGCGAAGGCGUCCUCGGGGGCAGGGCGCAGGUCUCUGAGAAGGACCUGGAACGACUGGAGCUUUGCGGCUCCAAAGUCCAGGCGCAGUUUCUCAGCAAGAAUGUGACAGGCGUGCUGGAAACCGAGGUCACCUACCGGUUCCUCGACCAGACCUUCCAGGAAUUCUUAGCCGUGCUGUCCUACCUGCUGGAGGACGAAGCUCCCCAGACACCUGCUGGCGGCGUAGGGGCACUUCUGCGGGGGCACCCGGAGCUGCGUGGCCACCUCGCGCUCACUACGCGCUUCCUUUUCGGGCUACUGAACACAGAGAGGAUGCGCGACAUCGAGCACCACUUCAGCUGCGCGGUUUCAGAGCGCGGGAAGCAGGAUGUCCUGAGGUGGGUGCAGGAUCAGGGCCAGGGCUGCCCUAGGGUGGCACCAGAGGGGACCGAGGGGACCCAAGCGCUCCGGGGCGCUGGGGAGUCAGAGGAGGAGGAGGGCGAAGAGCUCAGCGACCUGCUGGAGCUGCUGUACUGCCGGUACGAGACGCAGGAGGGCGCCCUUGUGCACCAGGCCCUGCGCGGCCUUCCUGAGCUGGCACUGGAGUGAGUGCACUUCAGCAGAAUGGACCUGGCCGUCCCGAGCUACUGCGUGCUGUGCUGCCCGGCGGGGCAGGCCCUGCAGCUGGUUAGCUGCAGACUGGCCACUGCCCAGGAGAAGAAAAAGAAGAGCCUGAUGAAGUGGCUACAGGGCAGCCUGGGAGGCAGCUCCUCUCGAACCACCAUGAGAAAACUCCUGGGCUCCCCACUGCAUCCACUCUGUGAGUGGACCGACCGACAGUGUGGUCUGAACACCCUGAUGCUGUCCCGCUGCAAACUGCCCGACUUGGUCUGCAGAGACCUCUCUGAGGCCCUGACGGAGCUGGGCCUCUUCCACAGCUGGCUCAGCGAGGCCGGCCUGCAUGCGCUGAGUGAGGGCCUGGCCUGACCCCAGUGCCGGCUGCAGACACUCAGCUCCCAGGGUGCCGCCUGCAAAGCCUCAGGUGGGGGCAGCGCCGGGAAAGGUCAACAACUCCCCAUCGCUGCCUCCCCGAGCCCUGGCCUCCUUCCCCCACCAGCUCCACUGCCAUCCUCUGCACACGGCUACAGUCUAACGUCCGUGGAGCUGAGCGAGCGGUCACUGCAGGAGCGGCGGGCCCUGGGGAGAGCAAAGGCGGGACUGGCCGUCACCCACCCAGCAUUGGACAGCGACCCCCAGCCUCACAAAGGGCUCGGCAGUGACCCCUGA
Molecule: messenger RNA, 2865 nt
Organism: Globicephala melas (long-finned pilot whale)
Lineage: Eukaryota; Metazoa; Chordata; Mammalia; Artiodactyla; Delphinidae
Gene: NLRP6
Product: NLR family pyrin domain containing 6
Biological process (GO): response to bacterium; regulation of inflammatory response; acute inflammatory response
Cellular component (GO): cytoplasm; canonical inflammasome complex
Molecular function (GO): vasopressin receptor activity; peptide binding
Source: RefSeq, a predicted model, not a curated record